AUGGCGGACCACCAAGAGAACCCCUCUACCACCUCGAGCAUGGUGGGAUCGACGAACCUUCCGGUUCUGCAGCCCGUCGCGUCGGCCGACGACGGCGGCAUUUCUUCCUUUGGCGCAGAGGUCGACGCGGCGGGACAGAAGGCGCUUGCAGAGAUGGAGCAGCGGGUCGCAGCAAAGGCCAGCGAGGUACAGAGCAAGGCAUCGGAGCUACAAGAGCUCGAGCAACGACUCGCAGCCGCCGAGCGCAAAAAGGCAGAGCUCGAGGCAAAGGGAGUACAAAUGGGACCAUGAGCUAGCCGUGGUAAUCAAAUGGCACAAUUCAUCUGUACCUACCGGCGUGUUAAUCCACCUCUGCUACGCCCUCGCGUGUCUCUUUCGGCACAUCACCUCAACUCUCUGUCUGUCCAUGUAGCUUUCCUCAGGCGCAAGGGACACACGUACAAAAGAUCGGCCUGCACGCAUUGCUCGACGGAGGGUAGAUGCAAAGAAAGAUAGAUGAGAAUAUCAGGACGAGAGAACGUCACUUCUUUGCCCCGAGUCUCCGAGAUGGUGCUCCGGAACUUGACGUCAGAAGGUUACGUCCUAGGGAGGAUUUAGAUUUAUUUCGCUCCUGAUCAACCUAUCUCUCGGGCCCAUGGAUUGUCUUGCUCGACAGGAGCAGUGGCUUCGUGCCGAUCUUGACAGGGCAAUCUGGACCGGGCAGCAGGGACAGGGUCAAUAGAAAGGAGAAGCGUGAAGGGAGC
Acaromyces ingoldii is the source of this 743-nucleotide messenger RNA. RefSeq lists its product as hypothetical. The coding region runs from base 1 to 291 and encodes 96 amino acids. NCBI's taxonomy places the organism in Eukaryota, Fungi, Basidiomycota, Exobasidiomycetes, Exobasidiales, Cryptobasidiaceae. The transcript is spliced from 3 exons. The record is from RefSeq and is a predicted model, not a curated record.